Messenger RNA from Papilio xuthus (Asian swallowtail), 1972 nucleotides. Its product is annotated as parapinopsin. Gene Ontology annotation, cellular component: membrane. Gene Ontology annotation, biological process: G protein-coupled receptor signaling pathway. NCBI's taxonomy places the organism in Eukaryota, Metazoa, Arthropoda, Insecta, Lepidoptera, Papilionidae. The record is from RefSeq and is a predicted model, not a curated record. Gene Ontology annotation, molecular function: G protein-coupled receptor activity. The transcript is spliced from 7 exons. The coding region runs from base 64 to 1713 and encodes 549 amino acids.
CGACCAAUGAAAAUAUAAACGCUGUAAUUUGUACUAAAAAGUGAUAUAAAUAAGUAUGUGAUAAUGACGUUACAUUUGGAACAAUUUAACGACACGGUGAUCCGGACUACAUAUGAAGAGUUUCCUCUUUUGAUGCCUAGAUGGGGUUACGUUGCCUCCGCUUUUGUUUUGUUUCUCAUCGGAUUUUUUGGAUUCUUCCUGAAUCUUAUGGUUAUUUUGCUGAUGUUCAAAGACCGGCAGCUGUGGACGCCGUUGAACAUAAUAUUGUUUAAUUUAGUUUGCUCUGAUUUCUCCGUGUCACUUUUGGGAAAUCCUUUUACAUUGAUAUCUGCUCUAUUCCAUCACUGGAUAUUCGGCCAUACUCUAUGCGUGCUCUAUGGAUUCUUCAUGGCAUUAUUAGGUAUAACCUCAAUCACGACCCUGACAGUGAUAUCCUUUGAGCGGUAUAUGAUGGUAACGAAGCCCUUUAGCUCUAGGCAUCUUACUUCAAAGGGUGCGGUACUGUCGAUUGUUUUUAUAUGGGCAUACGCUUUGGCUCUAACAAUGCCACCACUCUUCGGUUGGGGUAACUAUGAAAAUGAAGCGGCUAAUAUCAGUUGCUCGGUGAAUUGGCAUGAACAAUCUUUCAACACCCUAACAUAUAUUCUCUUCCUCUUCGCAAUGGGUCAGAUUCUGCCGUUCGCCAUCAUUACGUUCAGUUACGUCAAUAUCAUAAGGACUAUGAGAAAGAACUCACAACGACUCGGACGUGUGAAUCGCGCGGAAGCUCGUGCUACUGCAAUGGUUUUGCUAAUGAUUAUAUCAUUCACUGUAUCUUGGACACCUUAUUCUCUUUUUGCUUUAAUGGAACAGUUUGCUACAGAAGGCAUAGUCUCGCCCGGUGCUGGAGUUAUACCAGCAUUAGUAGCAAAAAGCUCUAUUUGCUACGAUCCUCUAAUCUACGUCGGCAUGAAUACACAGUUCCGCCAGUCCAUCAAACGUGUUUUUAGUAUGCCGACUAAAUGUAGAAACUCUGAAACUGAUAGAGGAUACAAUAACACGUUUUUAUCACCGAGCCAUAAAUUAUCUGUGUUCAAAGAUACAACUUUACAAAACUCCUCAGAAACUAGUCUUUUGAAUACACCCAAAAAAAUAAGUAAAAGCGAAAUGCAUUUGGAUGGUAAAAUUAACAUAACAAUAAAUGAUAAAGGUAAUAAACAUAUUCACAAAGUUCCCAAAUUAUGUUUGAUAGAUGAAAAAAUGACCGUAUCGGAUGCAGAAAAAUCGGGUGAAACUAUUUUUGAUGAUGACACAAGUAACAGUAAUAGAAAACUAGAAAUAUUUGGAGAGUCUUGCAAAUUAAACGAUCACUCUCCUAUUCUUACGAUAGUCGAUUCUAACAAACUUUGCUUUACAAAAGUGCCCAAACGAGAAAAUGACAAACAACUUUACGAGGAACAGUUUCCUGCAGUCAAAAAAACAGACAACACUGACCAUAGUUUUAAACGUACGAAAACAAUAAAACACAGCUGUUCUCUAGAUUUAGGUGGUAUAUCACAUGAAGGGAAACGACGAAAAUUUUCUAUUGAGACUAAAUUCGAAUCGAAUUUUGCACCUAAAAGUUUUAUGGGAACAGUGGUGAGUAAGUUUUUUGAGCAAAAUGUUAAACAUGACAAUAUAAAAACUUAUUUAUGUGAAAAUCAGGACAACCAAGGGAAUGAAGAAUCAAGUUAAUUAAUAAUUUGAACAUUUGAAUUUCGAAAUAAGCGGGAUAUUGACCGUCAUUGGUUAGUCCAAAAGGCAAACAAGGAAAGGUAUUUUCUAUGGUUUUUCUAUUCAUUAGAGUCUUUAUGAAUCUGUGAUAGGAUAAAAGUGUCAAAAACAUAUAGGGAUGAUAUUCUAAAUUAUUUUUGAGAAGAUCGAUAAGAAUUACAUAAAUAUUUACUGUAAAAUAUUGAUAAAAAAAUUUACACGCACAUUGAAGACAAGUUUA